This is a messenger RNA of Prorocentrum cordatum, 326 nucleotides long. The record is from the annotation of a GenBank genome assembly. NCBI's taxonomy places the organism in Eukaryota, Dinophyceae, Prorocentrales, Prorocentraceae.
GUCCAGACCUAUCGGCAGCCACGGUGCGGAAUAGUCACAGCGCCGGACGCAAAGGGCCGGCCGCCCGCGGCCGCCGCGUGCCGGUGCCGUCGGAGGGCUGGGAGGUGCAGGCAGCGGCUUCGACACAGUCUCGCCAGAGGCUCUUCGCGGGUGUGUCUUGUCCAGGUCCGGCGCUGGGCCCCUCUGGCCCACCACGCGUAUGGGGAGGAAGAGGCGGAGGAGGAGGCGAAUGGGGGAGGAGGAGGCGGCGGAGGCGGAAGAAGGAGCAGGCGCUGGCGUACGCCCUGCAGGGCGGGCGUAGGCUUGGGGUCGUGGAGGCCAGCACA